Molecule: messenger RNA, 1927 nt
Organism: Chanos chanos (milkfish)
Lineage: Eukaryota; Metazoa; Chordata; Actinopteri; Gonorynchiformes; Chanidae
Gene: hp1bp3
Product: heterochromatin protein 1, binding protein 3
Exons: 12
Coding region: 78-1799 (573 amino acids)
Biological process (GO): heterochromatin organization; nucleosome assembly
Cellular component (GO): chromosome; nucleus; nucleosome
Molecular function (GO): DNA binding; nucleosome binding
Source: RefSeq, a predicted model, not a curated record
GACACGUAGAAGAAUUCCAAGUAAAAACGGAGACAAACAUUUUCAUCAAAAUAACAGAACACUAUAAGAUUUUAGCCAUGCCGAUUCGCCGUGCAGCUGGGACCGCACCCCAGGAACAGGCACCUCCCGCAAAGGCACCUGAGGGAGAGCCAGAUGCCAGCUCUGAGGAGUCUGCCUCGGUGGAGGAGCAGGAGGCUCCUGCUCCAGAGCCUGUAGCCCAGGAGGAGCAGCAGCCAGCUGAGGAGGGAGCAGGCAAGUCAGGGAAUGAGGAAGAGGGUGAAGGGGAAGCCAAAGAGGAUGGUGAGAAAACUACUCCUGAGGAAGAAAAAACUGAAGAUGAAGGUGCAGAAAAACAGGGGAAGAAAAAGAAGAAGUCUAAGGAAGCAGACAAGAAGGAUAGUGAAAAAGAGGGAGGAGAUGACAAAGUGAAAAAAGUGAAGAGGACCAUUCCUGCCUGGGCCACCAUGUCUGCCAGCAGACUUGCAAUGGCUCGAAAAAGUGUCGCUCUGAUCCAACCCAAACCUGAGGACAUCCUCAUAGAAGCUAUUCAGAACUGUAAGGAGAAGUCAGGCGCUUCCAUCUUCACCAUUAUAAAGUACAUCACUAAGAAGUACUCUCCCUCAGGUAUGGACAAGAGGAAGGCCAUUUACAAGAAGGCACUUAAGCGACUGGUGGAAAAGGGAGUCGUAAAGCAGCUGAAAGGGAAGGGCUUCUCAGGGAGUUUCACCAUUGGGAAGCUGCCAGCGAGCUCCACCAAUAAGAAACAAGAGUCGGACCACGGGUUGAAGGGGAACUUGGGUGAUACACUUCCCCUGAUCAUCACUCGACUGUGUGAGCCCAAAGAGGCCUCCUACCCCCUCAUCAAAAAGUAUCUGGAGCAGCACUUCCCUCAGCUCAAUGUGGAGAGCAGGCCAGACCUGCUGAAGAGUGCAUUACAGAGGGCUGUGGACAAGGGUCACCUGGAGCGCAUCACUGGCAAGGGAGCCUCUGGAACAUUCCAGCUAAAACGAAAUCGUGACAAAUCAACAAUGAACAGAGGGAUCUUGGAAGAUGCUAUUACCACUGCCAUUACUGCUAUGAAUGAGCCCAAGUCCUGCAGUAUCAGCACACUUCGCAAAUUCCUGGUGGAGACUUAUAAGGAUGCAAAAACACAUAUCAUUGUGUCCAACCUGAAGAGAACCCUGGAGAAGUGUAAGAUGAUGGGCUGGAUGGAGCAGAUCAGUGGCCAUGGGCUUAGUGGAUCCUACCAGCUCUCCUACCCAUACUACCCAAGCCCUGCCAUCCUUUUUCCAGAGAUGAUGGCAAAACUUAACCAGAAAGAGGCUCAAAAGCUCAAGCGCAAAAAAGCAAGAGAGGAGUCAUCAGACGAGGAAGAGUCUGAGGAGGAAUCAGAAGAAGAUGAGCCCCCCCCUAAGAGGAAACAACAGAAAAGGCCUGUACCCAAAGCACGUCAUCCUUCUCCCAGCAAGAAGACAAAGGUUAGCGGCAAAAAACCUCCCCCAGCUAAAAGGCCAGCAGCUUCGGCUAAGAAAGCUGCUCCACCAGCUAAGAAAUCAGUUCCUCCUGCCAAGAAGUCAGCAGAGAGCAAAGCAGCCCCUGCUAAGAAGGUACCUCCACCAACUAAAGCCACACCAGUCAAGAAAGCUGUUCCUGUGAGCAAACCUAAAACACCUAUUGCCAAAAAGAUGACAAGCAGGGUGUCUAAGAGGCCACCUCCCAAAAAGUCUGGGAAAGCAGCAGCUGAAUCUGCUGUAAAAGCCAAGGCAGCUGCUCGCAAGUCUCUCAGAGCCAGAAAAUGAGCUCCCUAACAGGUGAAAGUGUAACUGUAGCGCUUUAGACUGCAGUGCUUUGGUAUUUUCUCUUUUUUUAUUGCUUCAUUAUUCACCCUCUCUUGGGAUAUGAUGAAUACAUGUGCAGUCAGUUUAUG